AUGGGCAACAUUGACCUGCAGAAUGUCUCUUCGAAUGCGAUCUCCUCGCCCAAUCUGAACACAGACCACCUCGCCUACGAUGAAAAGACAAGCAGCCGCGCCUCGCGCUUCGUUGGCAACAUGCUGGUCUCGCGCAUCAGCCGCGCCUCAUGGCAGUCGCUUGAGUCCACUGCGCGCCUACCGUUCUACCUCUCGCCAUGGGGCGACAACACGCCCUUCACCUUGCCCAACAUCCGCAAGCGCGAUGUCGCCUUGGCAGGUGUUGCGCACCUCGGGCUGGAUGCCCUGGGAGCGAGUGCGGUGACCGUUAUGGAGAAGGCAAUGGAACACGCCGUCUCAGCGACGGUGGAGCAGUCUGCAGACAUGGGCCUAGAGAAAGUCACGGGCCGACUCGGUAAAGGCCGCGUCGUCGAGCGCAAAGUCGGCAUGAACAGUCUCACCCUGCAGAUCCGGCACAAGCUCAUCGGCGAGGCGGCGGAGCUAGGUUUCUUAGGCGUGCAUGACUCGGCAGACUGGAUGAGUUGUGCGAAGGGCUGGUUCUGCCCUUACCUGGAUACCGUGGGACAGUCGGUCUUUAAAUCCAACUAUGGCAACGUAUCCCGGCUUCAGGAGAAUGGCAGUCUUUGUGGCGGGGAUAUCGCCGUAUCGGUGGGUAACCACGCGGUCUGCUUGGUCCCAUUCGAGGAUACCGAAUGA
Phaeoacremonium minimum UCRPA7 is the source of this 696-nucleotide messenger RNA. RefSeq lists its product as hypothetical. The coding region runs from base 1 to 696 and encodes 231 amino acids. The record is from RefSeq and is a predicted model, not a curated record. NCBI's taxonomy places the organism in Eukaryota, Fungi, Ascomycota, Sordariomycetes, Togniniales, Togniniaceae. The transcript is spliced from 2 exons.